Papilio polytes (common Mormon) is the source of this 523-nucleotide messenger RNA. It is a transcript of the gene ND-15, whose product is annotated as NADH dehydrogenase [ubiquinone] iron-sulfur protein 5. The record is from RefSeq and is a predicted model, not a curated record. The coding region runs from base 80 to 385 and encodes 101 amino acids. The transcript has 2 exons. Lineage: Eukaryota; Metazoa; Arthropoda; Insecta; Lepidoptera; Papilionidae.
UUUGACAAUUUAUAUUCGAAAUAUUACCUUUGGAAAAGUAAUAGAAUUUUGCUCCACUAAUUUUUAAUUGUUUUGUAUUAUGGCGUUUAUUUCUCCGUUCUUUCGAUCGCCAUGGACGGAUGUAACUGGCGCCAUGUUUUCGCACCAAAUGUUGGGUCGGUGCGCUAAACAGGAGAUGGAAAUGAUGGAUUGUUUGGAAGCGUACGGCCUAGACCGAGGACUACGUGAAUGCCAAGAUUUAAUCGAAGACUUCAGGGAAUGUCAGACAUCUCGGAAGCAGUUUUGUCGAUUUAUGGCAAUGCGAAAAGAAAGGGAUCGUCAAAUUUCCGAAGGAAAAUUGACCGGAGAUGACAGAUAUUGUAGUCCUAGAGUGGACAGCUAUUGAGUGUUAAAAAUGGGUAAUAAAUGUUAACGGAUUCCAACAUUUAUUUAUAAUUUCACAUUAUUUCGCAACAGUGGAUACUAUAUUGGCAUUUGUUCAACUACUAUAGCAUCAUAUAAAUACAAUAGUUUGUGCACAUAA